AUGCCCUACUCGUCAUCAUGCCUUUCAUUUCUUUUCUGCAAGAACAAUAAAAAAAGAUCUAGCAAAAAAAGCUCAAGAUCAACCAUAAAUAUUUCUUCUUUUCAAGAAUUUAUAUCACAUAAGGCGAAUUCUUCAACACAGACACCUUCAUCUGGUGACAUCGAGUUUAAACAAACCUCACCUUUACAAAAAUUGCAUCUGCAGCAUUAG
This is a messenger RNA of Blepharisma stoltei, 210 nucleotides long. The record is from the annotation of a GenBank genome assembly. NCBI's taxonomy places the organism in Eukaryota, Ciliophora, Heterotrichea, Heterotrichida, Blepharismidae.